CCCAGCCCACCACUCAGCUGUAAUCGACGGACUCGCUUGUACAGUAGCUGCAGAGUGAAUAUACCAAGAAUCUGAGAAAUUGCAAACAUGUUGGGUUGUUUCAAGAAGAAAGGGAUCGAAAUGGUUAAGCUUUUAUUUAUGCUGGCGGUAAGUACGUUUUUGUCUAUUAUUAUGUGUAAAUGAUUACAUGCCUUCUGCAUUCCCGGGAGCAAUAGCUCCCACCUAUUUUCUGAAAGCAUACAAUAGUCUACACUUUAAAUGUAUUUAAUGACCCUAUAUUGAGGAUGAGUGUUAGGUUUAUUUUGUAAAACAAAGUGAUUGACUGAAUUUGUACAUUUUGAUGCGUUUCUAACCAAAAUUGCCAAAUGCACAGAAAGUUCAUUCAACACACUUUUACUUUCGAUUUCACUUAAGAACGUAAUUGUCAUAGUUAAAGCUAUAAUACCUACAUUUCUUGUUAUUUUUCUAGCUAUAAUCUAAUUUGAAACGUUCGUGCUGCUAUGCUCAGUACUAGAAAAGUACAAGUGAAAGGUGGUCUAGUCUAGUUUAGACUCUAGAGCGUGAAUCUAGGUACUUUCCACCCCUCCUGUGGUUGCGACAUUACUUUAGGUUUCUAAGAGAUCAUCAUAGGGAUUUUUUUUUUUAUAUAUAUAUUGUGUUACAGGUUUUCCCCGUAGUUUACUCCUGUGAUCCAGUAACACAGUAUGAGAAGAAUGGGAAGUGUUGCAAUAAGUGUCCGCCAGGUAAGGAAGAUAACAUUCAUUAUUUAAUAAAGUCUAUACUCCCACUACCUCUUAACAUUUUUUUGAGUGAAACAGAGUCUGGAGUGAACCCUUGUAGGAUGUACACUUAAUUAGGCUAUAAGAGGUAUGUACAGUAUUUAUUAUGAUAAAACUAUGUUGUUUUAAUAGGCACAAGGAUGUCAUCCGACCAUAUUGGUUGUUUUGAUCCACAUUGCAUGCCCUGCCAAGAUGAUGAAUACCAGGAAGUAUUCACAGAGAAGAACAUCUGCAAAGUCCAACCAUACUGUGACCAAAGUGAGACUUGUUAUAACGUUUACAUAUUCAAGGACAUUACUGUUGAUCUGCCUCAUCUGCUUGUAAUAACACUACACUUGUAUCUCCUUCCUGCCACAGAUAAAAACUUUGAGGGCAGUACCAACAGGAACAAGACAAGCCUCAGCCAAUGCAGAUGUAAAGCAGGACACCAUUGUUCCAGUGAAGAGUGCCUGACAUGUGUACCACACACUAAAUGUGGACCAGGACAAGGGAUACUUUCCGCAGGUAGAAAACACGUCUUCAUCACACUAUCAGGAACGAUUGAAUUCUAGACUAGUGAGCCUGCUAUGUAUUCAAACAUGGACUUUUAUUACAUGGUUUGAGCUGCUAGAGUUAGGCUACCUGAAUUGUGUCAUUUAUGAGCGUGUGGUCACUAUAGCCGUAAACUGUAUAUUUUCUCAGGUGACCACAUCCAGGACACGGUGUGUCAGGCCUGUCCUCCAAACACCUUCUCCAGUGACAGCUCAGCAGAGAGCAAGUGCAAGCAAUGGAAAGUGUAAGUACUGAGUUCAAGCCUUUUACUAACAACUGUGAUGUGUUAAAUAAUAACAAUAGAUCUGUUAGUAAUAUAUAACAUGUAUGUAACAUGUAUUUUAUCAUACUGUAGAUGUAACUGUUAGCCACAAUCAAUGUAAUUAUAUUUGUUUAGUUAGUUGAACAACUGAACAAUUGCUUGAUUUAUUGCUUGAUUAUUUUUCCACAUAUUUGACCAAUGUUGUUUAUAAACUGCACUGUAAACUCAAAAUUUAAAAAAAAACAUUCCCCAUAAAAAAAAUGCAGUUGUAAAGCAGGAUUCAAAGCUGAAGCCAAUAGGACAUCCACCUCUGACACUGUCUGUGGUAAGUACAGGUUCCACAUGAUGAAUGCAACACAAAUUACCCAUACAUCACAACAUUUUCAUUCAACCAUAAUAAAUUGGUGAACUAUAAAAUGUAUUUCGUUAUUGUCAGUUGACCAUCACUUUUUCACAGUACCUCAUUCUCUUGAACUGUACAUCAUGGUUGUUGGGGACUGUUUAUCUGGGUGUUUAAACCACAUCACUGAAACCAAAACUUGUGGUAUUCUGUAGUAGGGAGGCAUACAGUAGUAGCCUGUCCUAUAUAUGUCUGUCGAAACUAGUCUAAGUGACACAUACUGUAGGCCGUAGACUAUUGUUGGUUGACAAUAGUUGGUUGAAUUGUUUGUGAUGUUCUUUUGAUUUAUUUUACAGUGCCAGUACUCCUUUCCUCUGGAGAAAUAGCAGCAAUUGUAAUUUCCCUUGGGGUUACAUUGGCCAUGGGUGGUGUGGUCAUUAUCCUGUGGAAAUGUAAAGGUAUAUAACACUCCUUUUAUGAUGUUAUUUGAGUGAAAACUUUACUUAGGAUCUUUUUAAUAAUCAUAUUUUUAUUGUGUACUAGGUAAACAUGGAGAGGCAAACAAGAAAGAUAAGGUAUGUUAUUUUUCUGACUUUUCUAUCAGCCAUGACAGUAAUACUGCUCUACUUUUGUAUUUAGACAAACUGAUGCACAUAUGGCUUACAUUGUGUCUUUCGCCAUAGGAAUCCUGUGUGGAGUGUCUAAGGUAUGAGAGGGCACCUACAGAAGACAGAAAAACAGAAGGGGGAAACGCAGAAGGACCUGAGGAGGAAAGGGAACAACUCAAACCUAUGAUCCAAGAUGGAGAGCCACUAUCACCACCAUCACCAACAUCACAACUAUCACCAACAUCACCACCAUCACCAACAUCACAAUCAUCACCAGGUACUCAAACACCAGUGGAGAAUGAUGUUAACGACUCUCAAGCCGAGUCUUCUGCCAAAGCUGAAGACAUGACAGAAAAUGGACAUGUGGUGGCGCAGGAGCAGGGUAUCUUCAUUAUGUCGCCAAGUACCACAUAA
Coregonus sp. 'balchen' is the source of this 2934-nucleotide messenger RNA. The record is from the annotation of a GenBank genome assembly. NCBI's taxonomy places the organism in Eukaryota, Metazoa, Chordata, Actinopteri, Salmoniformes, Salmonidae.